Messenger RNA from Porites evermanni, 920 nucleotides. NCBI's taxonomy places the organism in Eukaryota, Metazoa, Cnidaria, Anthozoa, Scleractinia, Poritidae. The record is from the annotation of a GenBank genome assembly.
AUGUCGCAUCAUGGCGGAAAAUCUUUUCAUGGGAACAGAAAAAGAGAAAACGAACCUCCACAGAAAGAUAAAGUGGAAAAAGACGAAGAUGAAGAAGAAGAGGAAGAUCCAUUUGACAGCAGGAUACAAAAAUCAGGAUGUGCCGACCUUCAUUACGCAUUGUUGGUAAGCCAUAGAAAAAUCGGCAUUCGGGAACUGCUCUGUAUACUGACCGAUACUCAGUUACUGUAAGCUGUAAGGCAUGAUAUGUGUGCUGCAAAAAGCACAGUUUACAGGUUUUGGAAAUUAGAGACGUAUGUUUUAGAAAAUCAUUCAUUUCCUGAAAAGAUAUUGUAGACGACGUUGGUCAAGAACCUGGACCGAGGUGGGGGAGGGGGUGAGGCUGGCUGGGGAGUAGAGGGAAGGGAGUGUAGUAUCUUCCCAAAAUACUUCUAGGGGUUAUGUGCCCUCCCAACAGGCCAGGGACGCGUUUCAAAAGUUUGCAAGGUAGGUCAGCACUUAAUAAGUCUGUAAAAACCAGAAGAUAAAACAGAAGUGGAAAUCAGGACUCUGCCACGUGUUUUUAAACAUCCUAAAUAGUAAGUCUCGUUCCCAGGGUUCUCUCCUACCCGAACUGAACUUCGCAGGGAAAAAACGUCAAACUUCGAUUCGGCGACAAUAUCAAAAGCUUGUGCUUUGCUUAAAACAUUUCCAUUACAAAAAAGUACGUUGAUUUGUUCCACUCUCCGCCCAGUUCAUACAACCUUCAGCCAUAAAAAUGCAGAUUCUUUCGUUCUGUACUUGAUUCUAAAACGCAGUUAUUGAAUAUCUACUUUUUAUAGGACUGCUUUCAAGAACAUAAAGAUUGGCGAAAGUGCCAGGAUCAUGUAAAAGCCUUCAAGGACUGUAUUGAUCAGCAAAACAAACAGAAAAAGUCAUAA